ACUGCUUGUGUUUGGAACGGUCUGCUUUCUGCCUUGUGCGUAGGAUGCAAUUGGAAGGAUCAGAUACUUUCCACGACCACGCACUGAUUCAGAAGAGAGAAAUUUUUGGCUUGAAUAUAAAGCAUUGUCUAGACAAGAAAGAAUAUGGAUGGACUGGCAAAGUCAGACGUGACAAUAUCCAUGACAAAGGAAGUCAGUAUGCAGUUGCUGUGCGCGUGAAUGGAUGUGAUCAAUUAUCUAGGAGAAAUGACAUGGAUGAAAACGUGACCAAUCAGACAGUGAUCUCAUGCGCCUAUUGUAAUCUAAAUAUAAAACAAGUAGUACAGGAUCAUUACGAAGAGUGACAAAUAUCCUCUAGACUGCAUAUACAAGUGUGGCAUGAUGGUUCAGAGAUGUCAAAUGGAAUAUCAUAUUGGCAUGCAGGGAACAUGUCCAAAGAGUCUUCUUGAUUGUGAAUUCAAAGACAGUGGUUGUCCGUUCAGAGGAAGUCGUGGUGACUUACACAGACACAUCGCAGACAACGUUGUCUUGCAUCUCAGUUUGAUUGCAAAUACUCUUGGAGAAACAAGAAAGAAAUCAGCUGAUACCGAAUUUCAAUUAAAUAUUGAAAUGAAAAUUGCAAAAAGACAACUAAAAGUUACGAGAGAUAAACUGGAAAAGACUAGAAAUAAACUGACAGAAACAACAGUUCAACUCUCUGAGGAGAUACGAAGAAGCCUCUUUUUCUCACUAGAGAUACCAAAGACGUUUUUGUUCACUUGGACAAUAGACAAUUGGCGUAAGAAAAUGAAACCUUCAAAAGGGAAGGAUGAUAUAGAAAAGAUUAACAGCAGUCGAUUCUAUGUUUAUCCGGGCUAUCACUUAUACAUGGUUGCCUACCCAAAUGGUAACCAUCCUGAUUACAGAGAAUGUCUGAGCACAUUUUUAUAUGCAGGUAAAGAGGAUUAUGACAAGACGGUCAGAUGGCCAUUUCUCUUUUCCUUUGAUAUUGAUCUUGUUGACCAACAAGUUGGAGGAAUGAAUAUUUGUCGUAAACUAUCACCACUAUAUCGAGAUGCACUGACGUCGUCCACGUGUUCUAAGGGAUGUGGUUAUCGAACAUUUGCUAGUCACCAACAAUUAGAGUCACGCUGCUACAUCAGAGAUGAUGCCAUUUGUAUAAGACUGUCUGUACACGUCAAGAACGAGGAGGCUCAAUACUAGUUAAUGUAAAUGCUCUAAAAAUAUCGAAUUUCUCUCGAUUAACAGAAUAGUGUUUGUAUCUGUUUGCAUGCUUUGUGACCCUGUAGUACAAUAACUAGAAAUGGUACAUUUUUUGUGCUCAAUUUAUUUGCGCAAACUCUUUGUGAUUUCAAAUUGCAUGAUUACAUGAUCUUACAACUUACAAGUAGUAGACUGCAUGCCAAAUGAUAUGGAAAUAUUACAUUUGCCUAUUGUAAUGCAGGCAAAAUGUAUCUAGACAUUGGGAAA
This is a messenger RNA of Corticium candelabrum, 1470 nucleotides long. Its product is annotated as TNF receptor-associated factor 4-like. The transcript has a single exon. The record is from RefSeq and is a predicted model, not a curated record. Bases 379 to 1203 code for a protein of 274 amino acids. Lineage: Eukaryota; Metazoa; Porifera; Homoscleromorpha; Homosclerophorida; Plakinidae. Gene Ontology annotation, molecular function: protein binding.